Ornithodoros turicata is the source of this 1533-nucleotide messenger RNA. RefSeq lists its product as uncharacterized. Gene Ontology annotation, molecular function: RNA-DNA hybrid ribonuclease activity; nucleic acid binding. NCBI's taxonomy places the organism in Eukaryota, Metazoa, Arthropoda, Arachnida, Ixodida, Argasidae. The transcript is spliced from 4 exons. The record is from RefSeq and is a predicted model, not a curated record. The coding region runs from base 1 to 1533 and encodes 510 amino acids.
AUGGUAAUUCCCAUCUUAAAACCAGGAAAGUCGCCGCACAACCUCGACUCGUUGCGCCCUUACCAGCCCUUAAUAGCCCUUACCAGCUGCAUAGGCAAAAUCAUGGAGCGCAUGAUCCACUCACGCUUAAACUGGUAUUUUGAAACCAGGGCCUAUUUCCCAGAAGUCAUGGCAGGAUUUGGCAAAGGAAGAUCGGCGAUAGAUAAUGCCAUAGACAUUGUCUCCAGCGUCCAGCAAGCUCGGACUGAAGGACAGCUAACAGCUGGUGUUUUCCUCGACGUGAUGAAGGCGUACGACAGCGUGCUGCACAGCGUCAUCGCCGCCACACUCCAAGAGGCUGGAAUAGGGGGCCGGCCGCUAUCAUGGAUACAAGAUUUCUUCUCUGAUCGGUUCCUAUUUGUGCGCACUUCAGAGGGAGAUACGAUCACAUAUCCCGUUCACCGUGGCGUUCCACAAGGAAGCGUACUCAGUCCACUGCUCUUCAACAUCAUUAUGGCUUCACUCCCCUUACAGUUACGUGAACACAUCCACAUAACAAUAUAUGCUGACGACGUAUGCAUCUGGACCUCAGCUGCCUGCCGCGAUACGAUCCAACAACGUCUACAGACCGCUCUAGACACUAUUGUAUCCUACCUCGCCAACCUCCAUACGGACAUACCUGGCCUAGCAAAGAAGAGUAACGUGCCCCCUAUCAUCGCGCGCCAACUUGCUCUGGAACAUUUAGACACUGCACACCACCAACGAAGGGAAGUGUACACUGACGGAUCUGUGGUGCCAGGCAGUUCAACGGCCGCAUUCUACGUGCCGAGUUGUAACAUCCAGCAAGGACUUAAGCUUCCUCAUGAAACAUCCUCCACUGAGGCAGAGCUCUACGCAGCAUUGUCAUACAUAUCGCGUUCAUCAGCGGACAAUUGGACGAUUCUCACUGACAGCAAGUCAGCAUUACAGAUGAUAGCCUCAUACUAUGCUAGUACGAUUAACGACAUCUGCACAAGGAUCGCAAAGCGCUACAAUGAAUUACUCGCCUCAGGCCACAGUGUCUGGUUCCAGUGGGUGCAGGUCCAUAUUGGCCUGCACGGGAACGCAUAUGCUGAUGACGGUGCGCGCCGCGCUCAUGACGAAGAUGGAAUACACGACCACUCUGCCCUCUCGUGUAAAUACACGACUGUGCUGCCCUCUCGAAAGGGCAGCACAGUGGACAUCAAGCCCUGGUACGACAAGAAGAGCCUCAAGCGAUAUACCGCGUCCAUGCGUUCCAAGAGUGUGAACAAGAAGACGGAAACGCAAGCCUCCGAAAAUUUUGCCCAAUACGCUGGACGCUCAAGCUCCCUGCGAUCGGUUGUACAGAAUUACAGCCGACUGAUCACAUUUCUCAAUGCGAUUGCAUCAGAGGAACGAAACGAGGCCGGAGCGAAAGCUGGGUCCGGCAUUACCAAGAUUCCCGACGCUUUCUAUGCUAAUGCUCCUGACCCUCGUGUUCUCGAGACUAGAGACCAUGAGCUCAGCUUUACAGAAACCGGGAUUGAGAUUUGA